Messenger RNA from Trichomonas vaginalis G3, 432 nucleotides. RefSeq names its product Poxvirus D5 protein-like family. The record is from RefSeq and is a predicted model, not a curated record. NCBI's taxonomy places the organism in Eukaryota, Parabasalia, Trichomonadida, Trichomonadidae. The coding region runs from base 1 to 432 and encodes 143 amino acids. The transcript has a single exon.
AUGGUUUCAAACAAUGCUGUUCCGAUGAAGUUAGAAAGUUCUGACAGAAUAUAUGUAGUUGUCAGAACGUCAGAUUCUCAUAUGCAAGAUACAGAAUAUUUUGACGACUUAGCAGAAACUUUGACAUCUGACUUUUACAACCACUUGUUCUCAUAUUUCAUGACAUUAGAUAUUUCUAAGUUCAAUCCAAGACAAAUUCCACAUACCGAAGAGAGACAAACAUUGUUAGAAGCAAACAAGAGUGUAUAUGAACUGUUCAUAGAAGAAAGCGACUUUGAGUGUUUAGAUGAAAAGUCUUUAUAUGAUGAAUAUAAACAAUAUUGUCAAGAGUAUGGUUAUAUGCCAGCGUCUAAACGAACAUUCUUGGCAAAUGUCAAAAGUCUUUUAGACGUACAGAAUGGUGUAUAUACAAAGAAAAAUUUUUCUGAGUAA